Molecule: messenger RNA, 512 nt
Organism: Rhizophagus irregularis DAOM 181602=DAOM 197198
Lineage: Eukaryota; Fungi; Glomeromycota; Glomeromycetes; Glomerales; Glomeraceae
Source: RefSeq, a predicted model, not a curated record
GCGUCGCGAAAAAUAAUAUAAAUAUUGGACAUUUUCCUUAAGUUAGUUUAUGUUAAAAUGUCAGAAUACGCAUCCUACUUCAACCAAGACUCUGCUAAAUGGUCAUUGAUUAACUUUGACAGUUGGUGUCUUCAAAAGACGAACGGUUGUCAUGCUAACAAAAUUCAUAGAAUAUUCUACAAACACAUGAAUGAUAUUUUGUUAAAAGAUUCAUCAACAGAACAAGAAAGAAGUCAAGCACGAAAUUUGAUAAAUAGUAGAAAAGAACAUGUAAAGCUUGCCAAUGCGUUAUGGGAUAAUCCUGAUGUUUUAAAAUCAAUCUAUAAAGAAAAUUCAAAAAAACGUGACAGAGAUACGGAUGAAGAAGAUUUAGUCGAAAAAGAAAGACAUCUUGCUCUCAAAGAAUGUGAAUUGUCUAUUAAAGAAAGAGAAGUUAAAAUCCGAGCUUUGGAAUUGUCAAACUUUGAAAAAGAGAAGGAAUUAGGAUUGUAAAUUUUAGGAUGAGUUUUUUU